Molecule: messenger RNA, 1155 nt
Organism: Emys orbicularis (European pond turtle)
Lineage: Eukaryota; Metazoa; Chordata; Testudines; Emydidae
Product: interferon-inducible GTPase 5-like
Exons: 1
Coding region: 1-1155 (384 amino acids)
Cellular component (GO): membrane
Molecular function (GO): GTPase activity; GTP binding
Source: RefSeq, a predicted model, not a curated record
AUGAGUGAAGGCGAAUUCAAAGCUGCUGUCCAAGAAGGAAACCUUAAAAAAGCAGCUUUGAUAGUGCAGCAGAUGAUGAAGUCACUUGGAUGUUUCCACAUUGCUGUCAUCGGGGAGUCGGAUUCUGGAAAGUCAUCGUUUGUCAAUGCCUUUCAGGGCUUAGGUGAUGAUGAUGAAGGAGCCGCUGAGGUCGGGGUGGUGGAAACAACAAAGCGGCCAAGCCUAUAUUCACAUUCUGAAUACCCUAAUGUUUUCUUAUGGGACUUUCCAGGAAUUGGAACUCCAAAUUUUCAGUCAGAUAAACUUGAGUUGACUGUUACAUGCUUAAUGUAUGAUUUUUUCAUUAUCGUCACAGCUACACGCUUCAGCGAUAUCCAUGCCAAACUUGCACAAAAAAUUCAGGAGAAGGGGAAGAAGUUUUAUUUUGUGAGCUCCAAAGUGGACCAGCACUUGGAGGUUGAAAUGAGGGGAAAAAACUAUUGUGAGGCGAGAACCCUGCAGCAGAUCAGAGAGGACUGCAAAGCCCAUCUACAAAAAGCAGGAGUGAAUGACCCUCAGGUUUUUCUCCUCUCCAACUGGGAAUCUGACAAGCACGAUUUCCCCCUCCUGAAGGAAACUCUGGAAAAGGUGCUCCCCUAUCAUGGUACACGGCAAAAGCUGCUUAAUAUCUCGAACCAGACCCUGCAAGAAAAGAAAAAAGCCAUGCAGAAGACCACAUGGAAACCAGCUACCUUGUCAGGUGGUCUUGCAGCUAUUCCUCUUCCAGGUCUUUCUCUUUUUGCUGACAUUUCUAUCAUGGUGGAUUGCAUGAGAGAUUACUGCAAGGACUUUGGCCUGAAUUCUGAGUCCCUCACUGCACUCGCUAAGGAGGUUGGGAAGCGGGAGGAAGAUCUGAAGGCCGUGAUAAGGUCUCCAUUGGCCACAGAAAUAACAGUUGACCUUGUACUGAAGCUACUGGCAAAGUCUGUAGGUGGGGGAGUGAAAUAUAUGUCUUACUUUGCCUGGAGUAUGCCAGUGCUUGGGUCACUGUUUUCUGCACAGGUUUCUUUUGGCACAACAAUUAUUAUGCUGGAUAACUUUAUAAGCGACCUUGCUGAAGAUACCCAAAGAGUCCUGGCAAAGGCUUUGGGGGAAGAAGAGAAAAAGUCAAAAUAG